Molecule: messenger RNA, 544 nt
Organism: Melospiza melodia melodia
Lineage: Eukaryota; Metazoa; Chordata; Aves; Passeriformes; Passerellidae
Product: olfactory receptor 14J1-like
Exons: 2
Coding region: 41-544 (167 amino acids)
Biological process (GO): G protein-coupled receptor signaling pathway
Cellular component (GO): membrane
Molecular function (GO): odorant binding; olfactory receptor activity
Source: RefSeq, a predicted model, not a curated record
UUUCUUCUUCUUUGCAGCAGAGCUUUACCUUUUGACCAUUAUGUCCUAUGACCGCUACGUGUCCAUCUGCAAACCUCUGCACUAUGGGACCCUCCUGGGCAGCAGAGCUUGUGCCCACAUGGCAGCAGCUGCCUGGGCCAGUGCCUUUCUCAAUGCUUUGCUGCACACAGCCAAUACAUUUUCCCUGCCCCUGUGCCAUGGCAAUGCCCUGGGCCAGUUCUUCUGUGAAAUCCCACAGAUCCUCAAGCUCUCUUGCUCACAGUCCAACUUCAGGGAACUUGGGCUAAUUGCUGUUAGUGUGUGUUUAGCUUUUGGCUGUUUUGUGUUCAUUGUUUUCUCCUAUGUGCAGAUCUUCAGGGCUGUGCUGAGGAUCCCCUCUGAGCAGGGACGGCACAAAGCCUUUUCCACCUGCCUCCCUCACCUGGCUGUGGUCACCCUGUUCAUCAGCACUUCAUUUUUUACAUACCUGAAGCCCCCCUCCAUGUCCUCUCCAUCCCUGGAUCUGGCCCUGUCAGUUCUGUACUCGGUGGUGCCUCCAAGCUAG